Molecule: messenger RNA, 477 nt
Organism: Rotaria sordida
Lineage: Eukaryota; Metazoa; Rotifera; Eurotatoria; Philodinida; Philodinidae
Source: the annotation of a GenBank genome assembly
AUGAAAAAAAAUUUUCAAAGUUUUAAAAAAAAAUCAACUGAUUUUGGUCUUAAAUUUGAACCACAAUAUGCUUAUUUGGAUUUUGAAGUUGGAACAAUUAAUGCGUUGGAAAAAAUAACUGGAUUAACAAGUAUGUAUGAAAAUAAUGAAAAAGUUAAAAUUUGGUUGAAGAGUUUGAUGGCAUUACCAUUAAUAAUGAACAAUGCGGUUGAUUCUUCUAUUGAAUUAUUGAUUGAAAAUGUACCAUCAUCUGAUAAAUUACUAAUUGAAUUUCUUGAAUAUUUCAAAAAUCAAUGGGUAACACGUAUACCAAUAAAAUAUUGGAAUUUAGGACUAAUACAUCUUCGAUGUAAUAAUAGUGUAGAAGGUACAGUAUGUUUUGAGGGUACAAUUAUAGUUGAAAUGUUAUGUAUUAUUUUUAUUGUCAUUUUAGGUUAUAAUAAUCGUCUUCAAUAUCGCUUUGGCGUGCAUCCAUAG